AUGAUCCAAAAAAUCAGUUCGCAGCUGCCUUUAGCCAUGAGCUGUUUGGAUGUUAUGUACCAAGUCUAUGGUCCUCCCCAGCCUUACUUUGCAGCAGCCUAUAGUCCUUAUCACCAGAAACUAGCCUUUUACUCGAAAAUGCAGGAAGCCCCCGAAAGCGCCAGCAGCGCCAGCACCAGCAGCGGCAGCAGCUCCUUCUCCAGCCAUGCCCCUGCCAGCAUCAAGGAGGAAGACUGCAGCCCCGAGAAGGAGCGCCCCCCCGAGGCCGAGUAUAUCAACUCCCGGUGCGUCUUGUUUACCUACUUCCAAGGGGACAUCAGCUCCGUGGUAGAUGAGCACUUCAGCCGGGCCCUGAGCCAACCCAGCAGCUACUCGUCCAGCAGUGCCAGCGCCAAGACGUCACGGAGCACCAGCUCUUGGAGGGACGGCUCCUUCCCGAUGAGCCAGCGCAGCUUCCCCGCUUCGUUCUGGAACAGCGCUUACCAGCCCUCCUCCGUCCCGGCCUCCCUGAGCAGCAGCCUGGGCAGCCCCUUGGCCGCCGCCGCCCACAGCGAGCUGCCCUUCGCCGCGGCCGACCCCUACUCGCCGGCCGCGCUGCACGGCCACCUGCACCAGGGCGGGCCGGAGCCCUGGCACCACCCGCACCCGCACCCCUACCUGGGCGCCCAGGGCUCCGCCUACCCCCGCCCCGCCGCCAUGCACGAGGUCUACGGCGCCCACUUCGACCCCCGCUACAGCUCGCUGCUGGUGCCCGCCGCCUCGGUCCGCCCGCACCGCCUGCCACCCGCCUCGGCGCCCGCGCCCGGCAGCCCCCAGUGCGAGCUGGGCAAGAGCGAGCCCGCCAGCGCGGCCUGGGCGGCGCCAGGCCCUUUCCCCAGCCCUGCGGGGGACAUGGCCCAGGGCCUGGGCCUCAAUGUGGACGCAGCUCGCCGUUAUUCCUUCUGUGGUGGAUCUCUCCUGAGCUGA
Molecule: messenger RNA, 966 nt
Organism: Emys orbicularis (European pond turtle)
Lineage: Eukaryota; Metazoa; Chordata; Testudines; Emydidae
Gene: VGLL2
Product: vestigial like family member 2
Exons: 4
Coding region: 1-966 (321 amino acids)
Biological process (GO): regulation of transcription by RNA polymerase II
Cellular component (GO): nucleus
Source: RefSeq, a predicted model, not a curated record